AUGGGUGCACAAAAAUCACUGACAGUGUGUCUGCUGUUUUGCAGCACGUGUUACAGUCUUAGCAGAUUCUGUUCCAAGCUGAAACAUCUGGAUCUGACAUCCUGUGUUGCCAUCACAAACAGUUCUUUAAAAGGCUUAAGUGAGGGUUGCAGAAAUCUGGAACAUUUGAAUCUUUCCUGGUGUGAUCAGAUUACGAAGGAUGGUAUUGAAGCACUGGUGAAAGGGUGUAGUGGACUAAAAGCUCUAUUUCUUAGAGGUUGCACACAGUUAGAAGAUGAAGCAUUGAAACACAUUCAAAAUCACUGUCAUGAGCUUGUAAUCCUGAAUUUACAGUCGUGUACACAAAUUUCAGAUGAAGGCAUUGUGAAAAUCUGUAGAGGAUGUCAUAGACUGCAGUCACUCUGUGUUUCAGGCUGUAGCAACCUGACAGAUGCUUCUCUCACAGCACUUGGUCUGAACUGUCCAAGGCUGAAGAUUUUGGAAGCUGCAAGAUGUUCACAUCUCACAGAUGCGGGGUUUACCCUUCUUGCACGGAAUUGUCAUGAGCUGGAGAAAAUGGACUUGGAAGAGUGUGUUUUGAUAACUGACAGCACAUUGAUACAGCUCUCCAUACACUGUCCUAAGCUGCAAGCAUUGAGCUUAUCUCACUGUGAACUGAUCACUGAUGAUGGGAUUCUUCACCUAAGCAACAGCACCUGUGGGCACGAGAGGCUGCAGGUGCUGGAGCUUGAUAAUUGUCUCCUCAUCACGGAUGUGACUCUGGAACACCUGGAGAACUGCCACAACUUGGAGAGAAUUGAGCUGUACGACUGUCAGCAAGUCACACGAGCUGGAAUCAAACGGAUCAGAGCUCAUCUACCUCACGUGAAAGUUCAUGCUUACUUUGCUCCAGUAACGCCCCCUCCAUCGGUUGGAGGGAGUGGACAGCGCCUCUGCAGAUGCUGUAUUAUCCUCUGACAGUGAGUGCAGCCACACAGAAAAAAUUGUUGUUGAAGAAUGGGACAGCAAGUCAGCAGAAGGAGUUGGUUUCCUGACAAUUCCUGAUGGUGGUGUGUUUGGUCAUUCAUUUUGUGACAAGACAAGUGGUUAGGGUUUUUUUUUUUUUUCCCAGUAAAAAUCUUGACAUAAUGUGCAGCUGUGGAUUAAGUUGAUGAUGCGUUGGUUUGUAUUAGUAACGCCUUCCUUCUGUUGGCAUGAGAACUGUGGUACCAUGUCAAAGGUGUGGGCAUUGCAGCAUAGCAGCUAUUUGGUGGAAGUUUCAUUGAAUUUGGAAGUUAAUUUGCAUUUGUCAGCAUUGGUUGGUGUGAAGUUCUGCUGUAACAUGGGGCGUGAGGACUGCUCAUGUCAAGGAACUGAGCCUGCUGUUCUGUAAUAUACACCACAGAUCAAGUGUCAGGUUUAAGAACAAAUCAGCUUUAGCAGAUGUUGACCAAAAAAUGCAAAGUAAUCAUAAACUCUUACAGUGAAACAGAAGUUCGUUCUUUUUCAUGAUUCAGCUUCAUACUUACUUAUGUAACAGGACAUAAUAGGCAACGUCAAAAGGUAAGGUAGUACCUGAAGAUACCCAUAGAAG
Molecule: messenger RNA, 1573 nt
Organism: Cinclus cinclus
Lineage: Eukaryota; Metazoa; Chordata; Aves; Passeriformes; Cinclidae
Gene: FBXL2
Product: F-box and leucine rich repeat protein 2
Exons: 10
Coding region: 1-957 (318 amino acids)
Biological process (GO): SCF-dependent proteasomal ubiquitin-dependent protein catabolic process
Cellular component (GO): SCF ubiquitin ligase complex
Molecular function (GO): protein binding
Source: RefSeq, a predicted model, not a curated record